AUGGCGCCGCCCCCGGCCCCACUCCUGGUGCUGAGACCGGGGGAGACCGGGCCCGGUUGCAAGAAGCCCUUGGCCGUGAGGUUCGCGGACGUGGCCGUGUACUUCUCCCCGGAGGAGUGGGGGUGUCUGCUGCCCGCGCAGAGAGCCCUGUACCGGGACGUGAUGCGGGAGACCUACGGCCACCUGGGCGCGCUCGGAUUCCCAGGCCCCAAACCAGCCCUCAUCUCUUGGAUGGAACAGGAGAGUGAGGCUUGGAGCCCCGCCGCCCAGGAUCCUGAGGAGGGGGAAAGCCUGGGAGGAGCUCUGAGAGGUGAGGGAUGGUCCCAGGUCUUCCCUGCCUGGCGUUCCAGAGCUUCCCAUCUAGCAGUGUUUCCUGUCAGAUCCCCACCUCCGGCACCCCUAAAGGAAUGAAAGAGCCAACCGAUGUUGGAUACUAGCUAAGGGAAAAAGGCAGACCUGAUACAAAGUUUUCAGAACUUGGGACAACUUGAGACCAGAAUAAGAAUCAGUAGCCCAGACUCCCUCUCCUAGAAACGCUGCUCAUUCUCUCAUUUUCAGGAACAACUAAAACUCCGUAAGAGGUAAAGAACCUGCCUACCAAUGCAGGAGACAUAAGA
This is a messenger RNA of Odocoileus virginianus texanus, 617 nucleotides long. NCBI's taxonomy places the organism in Eukaryota, Metazoa, Chordata, Mammalia, Artiodactyla, Cervidae. The record is from RefSeq and is a predicted model, not a curated record.